This is a messenger RNA of Procambarus clarkii (red swamp crayfish), 3191 nucleotides long. The record is from RefSeq and is a predicted model, not a curated record. Lineage: Eukaryota; Metazoa; Arthropoda; Malacostraca; Decapoda; Cambaridae.
UAAGACUCCAUCAGAGGACACAAACAGUAAUAUUGCACUAGUAGGGGGCACGGGUGCCUGAGCAGGGCGGCCCCACAGUGCCACAAGGCACGCUAUACGGCCAGUACCCGCUAAACCUUCACUGGGGCAACUACUUAAGUGCGCCUCAAGUCUCCUCUAACAUCAGCUGCAAAACAUGAGGCACUGCCCACGCAACAAUUUGCAACAUCGAGUGCAUUUAUAAGCCUCUUGUGAUAUUUGCAAGACACUACACAGACGCAAGAGCUUGCAUGCGUAUUUGUGAGUGAGUGGUUGUGUGCUCUACAUAUACCGUGUCUGAAGCAAGAUAUUCCCCACACACACCCGCCUCCAGCGCCCUCAGGAAAUGGACAAACUUCAAGAGUGGAACUUGCAUGAUGAGCGAGUUAGGACAGACGUACCAGAGAGGUGGGAGAGUAAGAUAUAAUGGGGAGUCCAUACGGAGCCUGAUCCACACUAUACCUUGUCUUCCAAGAGGGGUUCACUUGGGGGUUCAGCGGAAGCCUCGCCUUCCUAUAUGAGCAACAUAGUGCAAGAGGAGAGGAAAAUGCAACAGGAAAGAGACACGAUUGCAGGUGGCGUCGAUGGGGAACUGUGAGGGUGUUUGACCCUCCUGCCGACCCAGAAGGAUCCUAUAGGUUGAAAGACCUUGCGGUUGCUAGACUAGGCCUAAAACAAUCCAGCCCAGUGGGGCGUUGGGCCCCCUCAUUAUAGGCCGUGAGGGAUACCCAUGUAUGAGACAGCUUUACCCCCGUCUCUGUGAGGUUCAUGAGGAGGCAGCUUGACCUUCCUGUCUGGUCCUGUCAAGACCUAAUUUGAAGCUCGUUGUGGUGACAGGACAAUAGAUAAACAAAAUGCAGCAUUACAAGGAUACGUUCAUCGACCUCAUGGGAGGCUCUAUGGGUGGUGUAGCUUGUGUAUAUGUUGGCCAGCCUCUAGAUACUGUCAAGGUGAAGAUGCAGACAUUCCCUCACCUAUACAAAGGGAUGACACGCUGUUUUAUCCAGACUGUGAAGCGUGAUGGCAUCAGAGGUCUCUAUGCUGGAACACUUCCAGCUCUUGCUGCAAAUAUUGCAGAGAACUCGGUCCUUUUUGCUGGGUAUGGCAUGUGUCAAAAAGGUGUGGCAUAUGCUGCUGGUGUGCAGAGGGUAGAAGACCUGAAGCCCUUCAGCAAUGCAAUGGCGGGCUUUUUUGCAGCAUUCUUCUCGUCCCUUACCCUGUGUCCAACAGAGCUGGUUAAAUGUCGAUUGCAAGCGAUGAGAGAAGUGGCUCUUGCACAAAAUAUGGAACCAGAGCGUAUUGGACCUUGGAAACUCACAAGAAAUAUCUUGAGGGCAGACGGUGUUCCAGGGAUGUUUAGGGGCCUUACGUCAACAUUUGCAAGAGAAAUGCCGGGAUAUUUCUUCUUCUUUGGAGGUUAUGAGGCCAGUAGGGCUUUCCUCACACCAACUGGCAAAACAAAAGAUGAAAUUGGACCAGUGAAGACCGUGUUAUGUGGUGGGUUUGCUGGUGUCGUUUUAUGGGUCGCCAUAUUUCCUGCGGAUGUAGUUAAAUCACGCAUCCAGGUAGCGGGCUCGACUGAUCCAAUGUCAAAGGUACUUCUUGGCAUAAUCAGAAGUGAAGGUAUUCUUGCUCUGUACAACGGUCUGGGGCCAACUGUUUUACGAUCCUUCCCUGCCACAGGAGCGCUCUUCUUGGCAUACGAAGGAACCAAAAAGCUCCUACAUGGUCUUAUGGAUUGAUUCAUGUUUGCUGUGUCAUUAAAUUAUACACUAGUUUUGUAUUAUUUUCUAGUUUUGUAUGAUCAUUGUAUGCUGGAAAAGAUAUUUCACACUAAUGUGAAAAAUGCAUAAAUAUUGCUCAAUACAUUUGUUACUAAUAUGAUUUUUAUUGUGCCACGGUUUCCUUAUUUUCAUUUUGAGAACAUUUGUGGCACUUUUAUUUGGAAAAGCGUUGAGUAAACUUCAUGUUAAAUCAACGUCAUAAAGCACAGUGGAAUCACAUGAAUGGGAUAUAUUCAGGAGCAAGUAUCGAAGCCAUGCAAUUGGAUCAAACUGCCGUCCCUGAAUUCCUGAGGCACAUGUACUACUGACUGAACCAUAAUGUAGUGUGUGUGGCUGAGGAGUUGAGACCUGUGAGCUUGAUCCCAUCAUAUGGCUUACGUAUUUUCUCACUGUUCAGAAGUUCUGAGUAAUCCAACUCCCAGUGCUGCGUUGUGAACCUCAUGAUUCCUUUAGUCAGCUUUGUGAUGGGAGCUGUAUUAAAGGAUUCACUUUAUUAAUUGCAAAUACUGUAGUGCAAGCUGUUACUUUUCAAAGAUUUUAUUAAAGAUUAUUAAAUUUGCAUAAUGUGACAAUUUUUCUUACAAACUGUACAUUCAGCUGGUAUAAAUAUCCAGAACAUUUUUAUAUUAUAGAUUUGUGUGUUUUGAAGAGGCAUUUGUUUUCGCUUUUUCUCAUUUUUACCCUGGGGCCUUGCACAUCGUACAUCUGUAUCUCUGGUUGUGUGAAUCCUGGGCAAUGUCUUGCAUACUGCAGAUAAGUACUGUACAUGUAUAACAAGAAUAAAAAAAACUGCCGUAGGCCCCACACGAGGUAGCUCUUGUGCUUCUAUUUAUAUCCAUCUAUAUAUUUCUGACUAUAUGUACAAUGCCAUAUCUGUUGCAGGCUUCAUUCACACCAGACUUGUUCGGAAACUAUAUACUUCAUAUAGAUUAUGUUUAGCAGGAUUAUAAUUUAUUUAAGAGAGGAAGAUAAUUUUGCUCAAUAAAUAGACUUGAUAGUUUUCUUACAUAUUGUGUUGUUAUGAAGGCAUAAGUCAGAAUGUUGACAACCUGAUAGUCAGUUUUCUGUCGAAUAAACCACUUGUCUGUAUGCAUAUGGUCAUGUAAAUGCUUGGGUUUAUUAAGAUAAAUGAGUGUUUAAAGAGAGUCGCCAUUAACAUUAAAGUGAAUGAUAAAUGAAUCCUAAUUUUUAACGAAACAAAGUGGCCAUCUAAUGACUGAAUCUCAGUUCUCCAGUGUGAUAAACUUUGUGAAGGUGAAAUUAUUGAAGUAGUGUCUCCAUUUUAAUUAUGUUAUUGUUUGUCUUCCCCUCUUCCAGCCACACCCUGUUUCCUCUCACCUCUUCCUCCUUACCCCUUCCCCUCUUUUACCAAAUAUAUUUUGUUCAUAC